Vigna umbellata (rice bean) is the source of this 1598-nucleotide messenger RNA. RefSeq names its product INDH1(iron-sulfur protein required for NADH dehydrogenase) (gene INDH). The record is from RefSeq and is a predicted model, not a curated record. Gene Ontology annotation, molecular function: ATP-dependent FeS chaperone activity; ATP binding; 4 iron, 4 sulfur cluster binding. Gene Ontology annotation, biological process: mitochondrial respiratory chain complex I assembly; iron-sulfur cluster assembly. NCBI's taxonomy places the organism in Eukaryota, Viridiplantae, Streptophyta, Magnoliopsida, Fabales, Fabaceae. Gene Ontology annotation, cellular component: mitochondrion.
UUACACAAAUAAGAUCCGUGGAGAAAUAAGAUCCGUGGAGAAAAGAGCAGUCUUGAAAACUGAAAGCAAGUGACGAAAGAGUAACAUUGAUGACAAGGGCCUUAUGGGAGAAUCAAACAAUCUUGUUUCUUAGGGUUUAUAGCGCGGUGUUACUUCACUGAAACAACGUUGCGUGCAUUGUGUUCUCGAUUGAUGAGGAGUCUGGGAAGUAUUCGGAGCUAUGCAAAGCAUCUUCGCUUAGAUGGGGUGAAGGAUACUAUAGCCAUUGCCUCUGGCAAAGGUGGUGUGGGAAAGUCAACUACUGCUGUUAAUUUGGCAGUUGCACUUGCGAGAAAGUGUCAGCUCAAGGUUGGUUUGCUUGAUGUCGAUGUGUACGGACCCAGCAUUCCCACAAUGAUGAACAUCAAUACAAAGCCUGAAGUCACUCAUGAGAAGAAAAUGAUUCCAAUUGAAAAUUAUGGGGUCAAAUGUAUGUCAAUAGGGUUCCUUGUGGAUAAGGAUGCCCCGAUUGUUUGGAGAGGUCCCAUGGUGUCAAAUGCCCUUGAGAAAAUGACAAGGGGAGUUGACUGGGGUAACCUUGACAUUCUAGUAAUGGAUAUGCCUCCAGGCACUGGUGAUGUCCAGAUAGCUAUGUCUCAAAAUCUGCAAUUAUCAGGUGCACUCAUUGUUUCAACACCCCAAGAUGUUGCAUUAAUGGAUGCCAGGAGGGGAGUAAAAAUGUUCAAUAAAGUUGAUGUUCCGAUUUUGGGAAUUGUGGAAAACAUGAGCUGCUUUAAGUGUCCCCAUUGUGGCGAACCUUCAUACAUAUUUGGUAAAGGAGGGGCUCACGGGACAGCCUCCGAAAUGGGAUUAGAAUUUUUAGGCGAGAUACCACUAGAAGUGAAUGUCAGAGAAGCUUGUGAUCAGGGGCACCCUAUAGUGUUAGCUGCACCUGAUUCAGUAGUUUCGAGAGCGUAUGGCGAGUUAGCUGAAAAACUUGCUCAGAAACUCAAGGAACAACAGUUCCAACCAGAGAUAAUACUGUGAAAUGCGUUUAUUCCAAAAACAUCGAACUAAUUGCCCUCAUGCUUUUAAUCCGGGUUUUGACUUCGGCCGCAGAUUAUAUUUAGAACUGUUGGAGAAUUAUAGCAUAGCUAGAGAAUCAUUUUGUCAAAGAGAAUGCACCGAGAAUCUGCAAUUCUUGACCAAGCAUUUGUGGUAGUUUCUACGCAAGGUAUGCCGAAAGCUUCUGAACAUCUCACGAGGUGUGACUAUGGAGAAUGUACUGAUGAAUGUUGAAAAGAACGUAAGGUAUUUUUUGGGUUCAAAUCUGUGGUGGAUUCGAUAUGCAUCUUUUACAACUACCCCUCAUAGCGGUCACCUCUAUUUAUAAUAAGCUUAGUUUAAAUGAUAAUGCAUAGUCAUUUGACUAGGAUUCUUUUGGCAGUAUCUAUGUUUAAGUUGAACAUUUGCCACGACACUGGUCAACCAACCAAUUGAAAGCAAACUGAAUACAUAGCUUUCAACUUCUUCAUAAGGUUGGAAGAGUGGAAACGAUAUUUUUUUUCUUAAAAAAGGAAAGAUAAAAGGGUAGUUGUUUUCACCUCUGCUAUUGUGCU